This is a messenger RNA of Clupea harengus (Atlantic herring), 1923 nucleotides long. RefSeq names its product C-type lectin domain containing 14A (gene clec14a). Gene Ontology annotation, molecular function: calcium ion binding. Lineage: Eukaryota; Metazoa; Chordata; Actinopteri; Clupeiformes; Clupeidae. The record is from RefSeq and is a predicted model, not a curated record.
AGUCGGAGCACGCUUCCUGUGCUUGUUGUCUUGAGAGGACCUCUUGGGGGUGGCUAAGAAAGUGGCUGAAAAGCAUUCAGCAUUCGUCGUCAGUCACAGGCAGUUGAGACCAGAGAGAGAGAAAGAGAGACGCAGGGAGAGACAAACAACUUUUAAUCUGUGCAGGGACUGCUGGUGUUGGACGUACCUGUUUGCCACAUACAGAAUCUCAUAAAAUGGAUGGCUGGAUAUUCUUGCUGGGCUUUCUGCGAGCUGCCUCUUGCUUGGACGCCUUCCAUUAUGUCAUUCAUGGAGAUAUGGUGAACUUUGAGGAUGCCAGAACAAACUGCCAACAUGAGGGAGUCCUGACCAGCCUAACCACUAAGGAAGAGGUCCUCGCGGUACAACAGGCUGUGUCACAGCACGUUGGGUCAAGUGGGGAAUACACUUACUGGAUAGGCCUGUUGAGACAGAAGUCUGUAUGUCUUGACCCCAAAGAGGACUUAAAGGGGUUCGAGUGGAUAGAUGGAGGCAAAGAUGUAGAGGAGAUCAAGUGGAAGAAACAACCUGAAUCCACGUGCACACAUGAUCGCUGUGCAUACGUUUCCAUCACCUAUGAUGGGACUUCAGUUGUGGACUGGGGAUUGAUGGAUGAUGGGUGUAAAUCAAAAACACAGUUUCACCCUUUUAUUUGUAAAGUCAAAGGUGAAAAAAAGAUUCCUGCAGCCAAAGACUGUACGAUACCCACUUUAAUGGGGAUACAUGACCACAUACACAAAAUGGGAAAUCCUUCCAAACUGGAUGUAAUCUGUAAAAAUACAAAAGCGUACAACCUAACUUGCUCCCCUGAAACUCUGGAAUGGACCGCAAUGGAUGGAAUCACAGUCGAUUUGUCGAAGAUAUGCAUUCCAUGCCAGGAAGGUCAUGAAAAGUCCCACUCAGGUCAAUGCGAGGAUAUCGAUGAAUGUGAAACAAAGCCGUGUGGACCCCAUGGCGACUGUGUCAACACAAAGGGGUCAUUUCACUGCAAGGGCUCAACACCACAACCACCCAAAGGUGCACUACCCACUGAUCCCCACGCUCACCCAGCCCCGACCACUACAGAGGGACCUCUUAUCACCCGUGCCCCGGACGUAACCGUCAACCCAGACAACAUGAUACUCAUUGACGUGACGGAGUCCACCCCGGAUUAUUCCCACAUCUACAUCCCCGUCAUCAUAGCCGUCCUGGCACUGCUACUUCUCCUGCUGGUCAUCUUGGCCAUAGUAGCGUGCUGUCGCAGGAGGAAGAGGGGGCGCUCAAAAAACCUGGCCGGGAAGAAGGCCUCUAAGGAAUCUAUGGCACUCAGGGACUCAAUGGAGAAGAUAAAUGAGAAAUGACCAGAUGGAAUGGAGAAACAUGGGUGAUAAUAUCCAACAGUGCGCUUCCUUAUGUGCUCUCAGCCCUGUCAGACUGCUUUACUGAGGCUGCAUAGUGGUCUUCAACUAAGUGACGUACUUAAGUCACUUGGACAACUGUUCACUGUCAUACAUGGCCUUAGGUGUAUGAAGGGCUGUUAUUUUGUAAUAUGGAUCAUGCUUUGGUUAAGGCUUUCUUGCACUUUUUGUUAUGAGUGGCUGCCGAAGAAUGUAAGUGCAGGGUUUGGUAGGGGUUAAAUAUACAGAAUGUUCACUGAUAAAAAACUUAAACCAUCAUGAAGUAAUGAGGUAAACGCAUCCUUCAAAUAUGUCCAUUUGUAACAUACAUAUUGUAAAGACAUGUUUGCAGAGUUGAUGUCACUAAACAUUUUUUUAAAUGAACAUAGUUUCUGCAGUGUUUAUUGUAGUCUAAUUGUUUUCUCUACUGUUCAUACAUGGGAAUACAAACAUGUGAAACCAUAGAACACUUAUAUCUGAAGCACUGUACAAAUAAAUUACAAAGCAAAUAAAAGGGAAAAUGAAAACA